CAACAAAAUCCAAACAUAAAUAUAAUUUAUAAGGGGCCAAAAAGGAAAAACUUGACCGUGGAUGAUACCCUGGAAAACACCGUGUCUCGUUAGGAAGUGCGUAUAUUACAGUUAUUGUGGAAAUUACAUCAAUAGACAAAUAAAUAAAAUCAAUUAAAUAAUAUAAUAAUAUUUUGUAACAAAAAAGAGGACGUGGAAUUUGAACAGUAAUUUGUUUUCAUACCGAAUGGCGCUUUCGUUUUUAUCGCAAAGUUCCGGCCUUUUGGAUAUAAAAAGCAUAUUUGAUCCACAAUAUUCAUUACAACAACAUCAACAAGAAAAUCAACAUCAGCAACAUCAACAACAACAGCAGCAGCAACAACAACUUUAUUUGCCAUCACAACAACAACACCAACAUCAACAACAACAACAUUAUCAAAUAUCACACAUAUCAACGAAAUUUGAUUUGAGCAUUUUCAACGAUUUCGACCAAAUGGAAUUCAAUAAUAAUUUGAGUCGAAACCAUAAUCAGUACCAGAAUAACAAUAACAAUAACGAUAAUAACAGUACCAUCAACAAUAAUAACAACCACAAUAACAACAACAACAACAGUGAACAUUUAAAUCAGGUCCAAAAUCGUCAUUUCAUGAGCGGCUAUCAUCAUCAGCAUAUUGGGUCGGAUUAUGAGCAAGUGAUUAACUUUGUUGACUCGCCACCGACCUCUGAGGAAUCUUGGACAGACGCACAGUCCAAGGAUUCACCAGGACCACAUAUUAUCGACGUACGGACAAUUUACUCAGAGAGUGGUUCACGCAAAAGACGAAUGGAUUGGGACUCAUUGGAUAUUGGCCAAAGUGAAAAUUCGCCGACAACACAAUCGGGCGACAUACCCAAUAAGGUAGCACAUCUCGAGAAAGAUAAACACAAACGUGAAAAGCAUUCAGGUCGCAGCAGCUGGAGCGACGAUAUUGGCUUCGAUCUGAACGCCGAUUUUAAUAGCAACUCAUAUUUGAACAAUGAAAACUUCUUGGCCUUCUCGCCGAGCUUAACGGCAUUGAAACAGGAGCCGCAAACGGAGCAGCUGAAACCGACUGCAAAGCUACCCUUGGACAGCAGCUCUGCGGGGGCUGUGCACAAUAUUGGCAAGAUCGACAAGUCGCCAUUGGGCGAUGCCAAUCAUUCACCACAGCGGCCGGUCCAAUCCCAGGAAGUGGUUGGCGCUGCUUCAGGAACAGUAACAGCUGUUGGCAACAGUGGCAGCGAAAGCGGUGGCAAGCAUGAGUUGAACUCCGCUAUUAUAUGCGGCUGUGGCUCACCACAAAGCUCGCCCGCCUCAACGGAAUUUGAACUGAAGGACAGUGCCACCAAUAGAAAUGCAACUGCAACGGACAAAACCAUUGCUGCAUCUGGCAACGAGGCUUAUGCCCAGGCGCCACGCUCUGAGCUGCCGCAGCAGGUGAGCGUUGUUGAAGCGGCCAAAAUUGAGCCAAGCUCAUCCAGUGGUGCAUCACAUGCCGAGGAUCACAAAUUCCAGUACAUUUUGGCAGCGGCCACCUCAAUUGCGACAAAGAACAAUGAGGAGACUUUGACCUAUCUGAAUCAGGGUCAAAGCUAUGAGAUCAAAUUGAAGAAAAUUGGUGAUUUAUCAUUCUAUCGCGAUAAGAUUUUGAAGAGCGUUAUCAAAAUCUGUUUCCAUGAGCGUCGAUUGCAGUUCAUGGAACGCGAACAGAUGCAACAAUGGCAAGCAUCGCGUCCUGGUGAUCGCAUCAUUGAGGUGGAUGUGCCAUUAUCGUAUGGUUUGUGCCACGUGUCGCAGCCAUUGAGUUCGAGUGCACUGAACACGGUGGAGAUCUUUUGGGAUCCAUUCAAGGAGGUCGGCGUCUACGUCAAGGUCAAUUGCAUUUCAACAGAGUUCACACCAAAGAAGCACGGUGGUGAAAAGGGUGUACCGUUUCGUCUACAAAUUGAAACCUAUAUAGAAAACUCACCAGCAAAUAGCAGCAACAGUAACACCAGUAGCAGCACUAGCAGCAGCAGCAGUGGCAGCGGUGCCAGUGUCAAUAACAACACCAACAGCAACACUAGCAAUACAACAACCAUCAACAACAACAGCAACAGCAACAACAACACAUUAGGUGGCACAUCGGACAGUCGUGCCGCACUCAAUGGCAAACAGGCGGUGCAUGCAGCUGCUUGUCAGAUUAAGGUCUUCAAGCUAAAAGGCGCCGAUCGCAAGCACAAACAGGAUCGGGAAAAAAUACAGAAGCGGCCAACAUCUGAGCAGGAUAAAUUCCAGCCCAGCUACGAAUGCACCAUAAUGAAUGAUAUAUCAUUGGACCUGAUAACGCCAACCACCACAACAGGCUGCUACAGUCCCGAGUAUAUGAAACUGUGGCCGAAUUCGCCGGUGCAUGUACCAAAAUACGAUGGAAUGCUUCCAUUUGCGAGCAGCGCAUCACCAGCGGCCAGCAGCAGUCCCAUUGCGAUCAAUUCAGUGACAUCAACAAAUUCGCCAACAUUGAAACUAAUGGAUGCCACAAAUAUGGUAUCGCCGCCACAUGUGCCAGCAGAUAUGGAAGACUAUAACCAGAACAUAAUGCCGGACUCGACACCGGCACAAGUGACACAAUGGCUGACCAAUCAUCGUCUGACGGCCUACUUAGCCACCUUUACUCAUUUCUCGGGCGCGGACAUUAUGCGCAUGUCCAAGGAGGAUCUUAUACAAAUCUGUGGACUUGCCGAUGGCAUACGUAUGUUCAAUAUUUUACGCGCCAAAACGAUUGCCCCACGUCUGACUCUCUAUGCGAGCAUGGAUGGCUACAGCUACAAUGCGAUCUACUUGCUCUCCAACACGGCCAAGGAGUUGCAGCAGAAGCUGUACAAGUUGCCGGGCUUUUAUGAGUUCAUGGCGAAGGGCGGAUCUGGUGGCGCCUUGGAGAAUGGCGGUGUUGCAGCUGCGGCUGCUGCUGCUGCGGCGCUCUACAACAAUUGGGGCAUGCAUUCAAAAUACUCCGGCAGCGGCUCGAACAUAUUCAAUGAGGUUAACAAGAGUUGCGUGUAUAUUUCGGGUCCAUCGGGCAUUCUUGUCAGCGUCACCGACGAGGUGCUCAACAAUGAGAUCAAGGAUGGCAGUCUCUAUUCCCUGGAUGUGCAGGGCGGCAAAGUUGUCUUGAAAUUUAUCAAUAAGCAGGAUAACAAUUAAGUAAUUUCGUAUCUAAACUUCUUUGUUGUCGAAUUGCCUUUGUUCAUUGCUAUGCUAUUAAAGCUACAAGGAAAUUCCAAAGAAAGAGUAUAAUUUUUAGCAUUUAUAACCAACAAACAAAUUUAUCGAAAAACACACACACGUAUUACAGUUAUAUACACACACACAUACACAUACCUUUUUUAUUUGUAAACAAGUUUUGAUUUGACUGAGAUUUCACGAAGCAAUCUUGAACAAGUAGCAACAUUUAAAACCAACAAAUCGCCCCAUUACUAAAUUUUUAGUGCAAUAUAUUCGAUUUUUGGAUUCCAUUUAUUGGUUCUAUGUUUUAUUCAUUUAUUUCCAUUUUCUUUAUCGUUUUCAUUUAAUAUUCUUAGGCUAAAUGUUUUAUAUUUUUGUCCAACGCAUUUUAAGCUUAGAUCUUUGUUUAAUACAUACAGCAUAAAUAUUGUAAAGAUAUACGAAGUAGAACAAAAGUAAACAAAAAGAAAACAAAAAAAAAAAGAUAUAAAUAU
Molecule: messenger RNA, 3696 nt
Organism: Drosophila grimshawi
Lineage: Eukaryota; Metazoa; Arthropoda; Insecta; Diptera; Drosophilidae
Gene: gem
Product: myb-like protein P
Exons: 13
Coding region: 227-3181 (984 amino acids)
Biological process (GO): regulation of transcription by RNA polymerase II
Cellular component (GO): nucleus
Molecular function (GO): DNA-binding transcription activator activity, RNA polymerase II-specific; RNA polymerase II cis-regulatory region sequence-specific DNA binding
Source: RefSeq, a predicted model, not a curated record